Molecule: messenger RNA, 2631 nt
Organism: Lactuca sativa (garden lettuce)
Lineage: Eukaryota; Viridiplantae; Streptophyta; Magnoliopsida; Asterales; Asteraceae
Source: RefSeq, a predicted model, not a curated record
AUGGACCAACUUUUAGAGUUUUUAAGAGUUGCGUUCCCAAAAGAAAAUACGAUUCCAGCUUCACACUAUGAAGCUAAGAAGAAGCUGGAAAAAAUUGGGUUAGGAUAUCAAUCUAUACAUGCUUGUGUUAAUGAUUGUGCUUUGUUUUGGAAGGAGAACGAGUCGAUGCAGAACUGUCCUAUUUGUAACGAGAGCAUAUCGGUUGACAAAAACACAAAGGGGAAGAAAGUGGCACAAAAAUUGUUGCGUUAUUUUCCUUUGACUCCCAGGCUUCUCAAAGGGCGGUCAAAUGAUGGUAAGAUGUAUCAUCCUGUUGAUGGGAAGGCAUGGCAAGAAUUUGAUAAGCGUUAUCCUAAGUUCGCCAAUGAACCUAGGAACGUUCGCUUGGGUUUGGCUGCUGAUGGCUUUAAUCCAUUUUGCAACAUGAAUCAGUCGUAUAAGUCUUCUUUCAUGUUGAUUUUGCUAAUUCCUGGCUCUAAAUCACCUGCGAAGGACAUUGAUGUUUUCUUGAGGCCUUUGGUAGACGAGUUGAAAAUGUUGUGGGACGAAGGAGUGCAAAUGAGAGAUGCAGCAACCAACACUAUAUUUACGAUGCAUGCAACACUAUUAUGGACUAUCAACGAUUAUCCUGCUCAUAGCAGUUUUUCUGGAUGGAGUGGUCAAGGUUAUAAAGCUUAUUCUACCUGCAAUAAAGACACACCUUCAUGUCGUAUAACCAACAAGAUAGCUUAUGUUGGUCAUAGAAGAUUCUUGCAUAGCAAGCACGAAUGGAGGGAGAGUUUGUUGUUUAAUGGAAAAAAAGAGUCGAGAAAGCCUCCCCGGCGAUUCAGUAAUGCAGCAAUAUUAAAGCAACUAGACUGUCUCCCGGAUCGUAUUCCAGGGAAACAUCCUAGUUAUGGUGGGGGUGUGAAAAGAAAGCGUACAGAGUCAGAGUUAAACUGGACCAAAAGGAGUAUCUUCUUUGAGAUUAGUUAUUGGUCUUCUUUAGAACUAAAACACAAUCUAGAUGUUAUGCACGUGCAGACAAAUGUGUCUAAGAGUUUUGUGGGUACUUUGUUGAAGAAUGAAAACUCAAAAGACACACAAAAAGCAAGAGAAGAUUUGGAAAAUUGGGGUAUUCGAGACAAUUUAUGGCUACAAAAGAAUAACAACAAGAUCAUGCAACCACAUCCAGAUUACUCUUUCAAACGAAUUGAUCGAGAAUGUUUCUGUCAGUUCAUUAAAGGAGUUAAACUACCCGAUGGGGUUCGAGCUGGUUUGCCUACGAAUGUUUCAACAACAAUCAUUGACCUUUACACAUUCUUUAAAAAAAAUUGUGCACAGACAUUGGAUGUGAAAGACAUGUAUAAAGCACAUAAUGAAUUGAUAAAGAUCUUAUGCAAUUUGGAGUUGAUAUAUCCUCCAACAUUUUUUGAUAUAAUGGUUCAUGUAGUUCUACAUUUACCUGAAGAAGAUAUUCUUGGAGGGCCUGUACAUAUGAGAUGGAUGUAUCCUUUUGAAAGAUACAUGAAAAAGUUAAAAGCUUAUGUAAGAAACAAAGCAAGACCUGAAGGUUCAAUAGCAGAAGGUUAUGUUGCAGAUGAAGCGUUGACAUUCUGCUCCAUGUAUCUUGAUGGUAUACAAACCAAAUUUAAUCGUCCCGAAAGAAAUGCAGAUGUUGGCAUUCCGAAGAGUCGGUUUUCUGUGUUUUCAUUACAAUGUCGUCCGAUGUCGAAAAAGAAAAUCAUUUCUCUUUCUAAAGAGGCCUCAAAAGCAUUGCAUUGGUUUGUACUACACAACUGCGAUGAAGGAAUUACAUCUAAAAAUCCGGGAAGAGAUGUAAAAGCGAAAUUUUCUUCAUGGUUCAGUGAUAAGGUCUAUCAGCUAGAAAGAAAUUCGUCCCCUGAAUGUACCAAUGAAUUAAAGGCAUUGGCAUAUGGUCCGUUGAACGCGUAUUCUUACACUGCUUGCAUAGUCCAUGGUGUUAGAUUUGUAGUAUAUGAUCAUGAGCUUCGACGUACUACUCAAAACAGUGGUGUUUUUACACUUGGAGAAGAUGGUACACCAUUUUAUGGUCAAUUUACAGAGAUUAUCCAGUUGAACUAUUUAAGUGGUUACUCGGUUGUUCUAUUUCGUUGCAAAUGGUUUAAUACAUCGGGGAAAAGACGAUUUGUUGAGAAAAAUGGUAUCGUUGCUAUUGACAUCAGUCGUGAAUGGUAUGUCGGUAAUACAUGGUACGAUGGUGACCAAUACAUUUUAGCCACACAAGUGAAACAAGUGUUUUAUCUUCAAGAUCCUUCUCGAAAUGGCAAUAAUUGGAGAGUUGUGGAAGACGUUCACCAUCGAAAACAUUGGGACCAUCCAAGUCUCAUUCUUGUUAAUGAUGUAGAUGUUUUACAUGACACUCAAUCAUCUGAUUAUAACUUGGUUGUCGACGUAGGUAAUGAUGGUGAAUCAAAUGUGGUUGUUAAGAGAUGUGUUGCCCCCGUUGUGGAUGAUCAAUCAUUUCAUUCUAACUUGGUCGCCGACUUAGGAUAUUUGCCAAUGCGGGCAACUUUACAUGAAGUUGGUGAAUCAAGUGAUGCUCCUAUUGUGGAUGAUGAAGGUUUUAUUGAUGAUGAUGAGGAAGACAGUGAUACAUACCCUUCAUAA